AUGAACCAGGUGAAUAACACCUUUACACAGCCAUCCGAGUUUGUCAUCGUGGGCUUCCCAGGUAUCCAGCCUGAGUACUACAACCUGACGGCCUGGUUGUUCCUCUUCCUCUAUGUGAUCACGGUGGGGGGCAACUCCCUGCUGGUGGUGCUGUUUGCUGUGGAACACAGCCUCCAGAAACCCAUGUACAUCAUCAUGGUCAGUCUGGCCCUGUCUGACAUCGGCUUCGACACUGCAGCCCUGCCGAAAUUCAUCGCUCGUUACUGGUGGAACGACGGGUCUAUCAGCUUCCACACCUGCAUGAUCCAAACACAUAUAAUACAUUUCUUUGGCACCUUGAACUCCCUCAUCAUGAUGACCAUGGCCCUGGACCGCAGCCUGGCUAUCUGCUUCCCUCUCAGAUACCCUGUGUUGAUGACCAAUAGGAUCAUGACAGGCAUAUCAAUCCUUUCCUGGAUGGCGGCAAAUAUCACCCCUGGAUUUGCCGUCUCCGACUAUUCCCAGAUGAUCCCUUACUGUAAAUCCAACAAGAUCCUGCAUGCCUACUGUGAUGUGGUCGCUCUCGUCCAGAUAGGGUGUGGAGAUUUCUCUGCCAUCGUGCGGACGAGUACCUCGGUGGCCAUGUUGGUCCUCCUCGGGCCCCUGUCCCUCAUCAUCUUGUCCUAUGCCUGUGUCAUUGUCACAGUGAUGAAGAUGGCCACCUUACAGGGCAAGCUGAAGACCCUGUCUACCUGUGCCACUCAAGGGCUAAUCAUCUUCAUCUACUACAUCCCUCGUUUUGUCGUCUAUUCUAGCUUCCUCGUCCCGUCCCUGGUGUUGCCCACUGAUUUCCGCAUCGGCACAACUCUCUUCUACACUCUCUUUCCCCCUCUCAUCAACCCCUUCAUCUACUGCCUCAGGACCAAGGAGAUCAAGCAGCUGCUCAGACGCUGGGUCCAGCGCUGGACAAGCAAUGACCUGCUGAAGACCAACACAGUCUCUUCUGGAACACUGCUGUACAACAUGAACCAGGUGAAUAACACCUUUACACAGCCAUCCGAGUUUGUCAUCGUGGGCUUCCCAGGUAUCCAGCCUGAGUACUACAACCUGACGGCCUGGUUGUUCCUCUUCCUCUAUGUGAUCACGGUGGGGGGCAACUCCCUGCUGGUGGUGCUGUUUGCUGUGGAACACAGCCUCCAGAAACCCAUGUACAUCAUCAUGGUCAGUCUGGCCCUCUCUGACAUCGGCUUCGACACCGUAGCCCUGCCGAAAGCCAUCGCUCGUUACUGGUGGAACGACGGGUCUAUCGGCUUCCACACCUGCCUGUUCCAGAAGCAGAUGAUCCAUUAUUUUGGCACCUUGAACUCCCUCAUCAUGAUGACCAUGGCCCUGGACCGCUACCUGGCUAUCUGCUUCCCUCUCAGGUACCCCAUGUUGAUGACCAACCGGACCAUGGUGGGCAUAACCGUUGUUUUCUGGGUCAUGGCCACCAUCUCGCCCGGAAUUGGUACGUUUUUGUUUACGAAGAUCUCCUUCUGUCGGCAUAGCCGGGUCCUGCACAUCUACUGCGACACUGUGUCCCUCCUCCCCCUCGCCUGCGGAGACAUCUCCUUCGAGUCCCGGACCUCCGUGUCGUUGGCCCUGUUCGUCCUCCUCACCCCCCUGUCCUUAAUCAUCUUCUCCUAUGUCUGGGUCAUAGCGACGGUGAUGAAGAUGGCUAGCAGACAGGGCAAGCUGAAGACCCUGUCUACCUGUGCCACUCAAGUGUUUAUCAUCUUCAUCUACUACAUCCCUCGUUUCAUCGUCUAUUCUGCCAACCUCAACCCGUCCCUGGUGAUGACCCCUGACCUCCGCAUUGGCACAACUCUCUUCUACAGCCUCUUCCCCCCUCUCAUCAACCCCUUCAUCUACUGCCUCAGGACCAAGGAGAUCAAGCAGCUGCUCAGACGCUGGGUCCAGCGCUGGACAAGCAAUGACCUGCUGAAGCCCAACACAGUCUCUUCUCUCCCCAAAUGACA
Molecule: messenger RNA, 1997 nt
Organism: Osmerus eperlanus (European smelt)
Lineage: Eukaryota; Metazoa; Chordata; Actinopteri; Osmeriformes; Osmeridae
Exons: 8
Coding region: 1-1995 (664 amino acids)
Biological process (GO): G protein-coupled receptor signaling pathway
Cellular component (GO): membrane
Molecular function (GO): olfactory receptor activity; G protein-coupled receptor activity
Source: RefSeq, a predicted model, not a curated record